This is a messenger RNA of Dentiscutata heterogama, 1728 nucleotides long. The record is from the annotation of a GenBank genome assembly. Lineage: Eukaryota; Fungi; Glomeromycota; Glomeromycetes; Diversisporales; Gigasporaceae.
AUGUCUCAAGACGAGAAUAAACUUCAGGCAUCCGAGUCUACAAACGUAAUGGAUGAUCCAAAAGUUAAAGAUAUACCACAACUGUCUUACGAACCUGUAUAUACCGUAGAAAAAGAGCCUGCAAAUGUAGAAGAAAGAGAGUUCGCAAAUUCUGCAGAAAAAGAUCAUAAACCUCAGUUAUCUUCCGAUAAUAAUGUAGCACUAGAAGUCUCUGAUACUAAUAAUAAUGCUAAUAAACCAAAAUAUGAGAUGACUAAAACUCAAGUUUUACUAGUUUUUGUCGGUCUUGCACUGGCUAUAUUUUUAGCUGCUUUGGAUCAAACUAUAGUUGCUACUGCUUUACCAGCUAUUGCAAUAGAAUUCAACGCCCUUGAUCAAAUCUCAUGGGUUGGAACGGCUUAUUUACUUACUGCGACCGGAUUCCAGCCAACAUAUGGUGCACUUUCAGAUAUAUUUGGUCGAAAAUACGUCUUCCUCGCAGCAAUAUUAUUAUUCGAACUUGGUUCUCUUUUAUGUGGUCUAUCCGUUAAUAUGACGAUGUUAAUCAUAUCGCGUGGUAUUGCGGGCAUGGGUGGGGGUGGUCUUAUAGGAAUGGUAUUGAUUAUUAUUAGUGAAAUAGUUUCAAUCAAAGACCGUGGGAAAUACCAAGGAAUGAUAGGUGGUUGUUUUGGUAUCGCAUCUGUUGUGGGUCCACUAUUGGGUGGUGCUUUUACUGAUAAGGUCACAUGGAGAUGGGCAUUUUUUAUUAAUCUUCCUCUAGGUGUCAUCACUUUUAUUUCUGUUGUCAUUCUAUUGCACCUUCCAAUUCCUACUGGCUCUCUUUGGUCAAAACUUAAACUCAUUGAUUGGUGGGGUUCUUUUACCCUUGUUGCUGCAACUAUUCUUUUGUUAUUGCCACUUAAUUGGGCUGGUUCAAAAUAUGCAUGGAGUGAUCCUAUAAUUAUAGUUUUAUUAUGUUUAGGUGCUGUUGGAUAUAUCAUAUUUAUUCUUAUUGAGGCAAAGUUUGCCAAAGUACCAAUUGCUCCCCCUGCAUGUUUUAGUGUAAAUAUCUUUCAUGGAAUGACUUUUUUUGCUUUGAUAUUCUUUGUACCACUUUAUUUUCAAGUUGUCAAAUCUGAAUCUGCUACCACUUCAGGCUUGGAACUUCUUCCUUUUAUCUUGGGUUUAGUCUUUAUGGCUAUUUUUUCAGGUCAAUUAGUUUCAAGAACUGUCUUUAUUACUUAUGGUGCACUUUGCAUUCUUGGAAGUAUUUUAAUGGCUGUAGGAUCUGGAUUGAUUAGCACAUUUUCAGAAGAUACAAGUAGAAGUCAAAUAAUUGGUUACUCAUUAAUCGCCGGUUUUGGUGUUGGUUUAAUCAUACAAGUCACUGUUUUAGCCGGACAAGGGGUUGUAGAACCUAAGGACAUUGCUACAGUUACUUCAUUGUUAACAUUUUUCAGAACUAUGGGUGCAGUUUUUGGUGUAGCUAUCCUAGGCUCAGUCUUUAAUAAUGUAUUUAAUUCAAAUUUACCCCCAGAAAUGCAAGGAACUUUAUCAGGCUUUGGUCAAGUUACGACAGGCAAACAACCGCCACAAUUUAUAAUACAUGACUUUGUAACAGCUUUAGAUACAGCAUUUAAAGUUGCGAUCGUUUUUUCAGGAUUAACUUUUAUCUCUUCACUGCCUUUGAUAGCUGUUAGGCCACAUAGAGAUUUUAAAACUGAUGAUCAUAUUUCAGCUUUAGCAUAA